AUGGCCGUGGUGCGGUGGCAAUGGUGGCGGUGGGCCUACUGUGCGACGGCGGUGAUCCUGGCGGUGGCGGCAGAGCCGGGGGAGGGGGUAGUCGGCAUGAACUGGGGGACGAUGAUGUCCCACCCGAUGCUGCCCGCGGACGUGGUGAAGAUGCUCAAGGCCAACGGGAUCAAGAAGGUGAAGCUCUUCGACGCCGACGAGUGGACGGUGAGCUCCCUCGCCGGCACCGGCAUCGAGGUCAUGCUCGCCAUCCCCAACGACCAGCUCUCCCGCAUGGGCGACAUCGACCACGCCAGGGACUGGGUCAAGCACAAUGUUUCCCGCUACCUCUCCCCCGGCGGUGUCAACAUCAAGUAACCCCAAACGACCCACAAAGCUCUCCCCUUUCCUCCUCCGACGGCGACCACUGGCGGCGCCGCCAUCGCCGAGUUUUCAGGGUUUUUCUCCUCCGACUUCAGGUACGUGGCGGUGGGGAACGAGCCGUUCCUGAAGAGCUACAACGGGUCGUACCUGAAGACGACGGUGCCGGCGCUGAAGAACGUGCAGAAGGCGCUGGACGAGGAAGGGAAGGGGGUCAAGGCCACCGUCCCCCUCAACGCCGACGUCUACGACUCGCCGGCCGACAACCCCGUGCCGUCGGCGGGGAGCUUCCGCGCCGACAUCCGCCACCUCAUGCAGCAGAUCGUCGACUUCCUCCACGCCAGCGGCGCGCCAUUCCUGGUCAACAUCUACCCCUUCCUCAGCCUCUACGCGAACCAGAACUUCCCCUUCGACUUCGCCUUCUUCGGCGCCGGCGGCCGCUCCAUCGCCGACAAGGGCCUGCAGUACAGCAACGUGUUCGACGCCAACUUCGACACCCUGCUCUGGUCGUUGAAGAAGGCCGGCGCCGGCGACCUGAAGGUGAUCGUCGGCGAGGUGGGUUGGCCCACCGACGGCGACAAGAGCGCCAGCCCGGCGUUGGCGGAGCGGUUCUACGGCGGGUUGGUGAAGAAGCUGGCGGCGGAGGAGGGGACCCCGCUGCGGCCGGGGAAGAUGGAGGUGUACAUUUUCAGCCUCAUCGACGAGGACCUGAAAAGCAUUGCUCCGGGAGGGUUUGAGCGGCACUGGGGGAUCCUCCGCUACGACGGCAAGCCCAAGUUCAGGCUGGACCUCGCCGGAAAGGGUGGCGGCACCGCCAGGUGGGUCGCCGGAGUGGCGGGGGUGCAGUACCUGCCGGCGCAGUGGUGCGUGUUCGACAAGGCAGCGAAGAAGGAGGACCUGCCGCUGCUGGAGGGGAACGUGGACUACGCGUGCUCGCAUGGGGACUGCACCUCGCUGGGGUACGGCUCCUCCUGCGGAGCACUGGACGCCGCCGGGAAUGUCUCCUACGCCUUCAACAUGUACUUCCAGAUGCAGGACCAGGACAUCCGGGCCUGCGACUUCCAGGGCCUUGCCAAGAUCACCGACAAGAACGCCUCCCGCGGGACCUGCCUCUUCCCCAUCCAGAUCGUCAGCGCCGCCGCCGCCGGCGGGGCCGCCCUCUUCUCCGCCCUCCUCUCCGCCGCCGCCGCUGUCCUGGCUCUGCUCUGA
Molecule: messenger RNA, 1569 nt
Organism: Spirodela intermedia
Lineage: Eukaryota; Viridiplantae; Streptophyta; Magnoliopsida; Alismatales; Araceae
Source: the annotation of a GenBank genome assembly